Ramularia collo-cygni is the source of this 969-nucleotide messenger RNA. RefSeq names its product related to Golgi membrane protein. The record is from RefSeq and is a predicted model, not a curated record. The coding region runs from base 1 to 969 and encodes 322 amino acids. The transcript is spliced from 3 exons. Gene Ontology annotation, cellular component: trans-Golgi network. Lineage: Eukaryota; Fungi; Ascomycota; Dothideomycetes; Mycosphaerellales; Mycosphaerellaceae. Gene Ontology annotation, biological process: endoplasmic reticulum to Golgi vesicle-mediated transport; vesicle fusion with Golgi apparatus.
AUGGCCAACUAUGGCUACCAAUCCCCACCGACAGGCAGCCAACAACCCUCAUACGCGGCCCAGAACAACCUGAACUUCUACCAAUCCUCAUACUCUGCCCAACCCGUUUCUGGUCAAAGCACACCAUUCCAGGCAUUUGGCAACCCCGGACAGGCACAAGCGUAUGGACAGCCUGGUAGCUAUGGAGGAGGAGCCGCGAACUACGGCUUUGGCGCAUUCCCGGCUGCUCCGGGUGCGUCUGGUCAGAUGGGCACAGGUCAGGGCGGCUUAAGAACGGGAUGGCUGGCUGCUUUUGGGACAGAGGGAUAUGAUGGGGAGCCACCAUUGUUGGAAGAGCUGGGCGUCAACUUUCACCAUAUUCAAACAAAGACACUCACAGUCCUGAACCCGUUGGGACGAAUCGACCAGCACAUCAUGGACGAUGCAGAUCUAGCGGGCCCUUUGCUCUUCUGCGGUCUGUUCGGGACGUUCUUGCUACUUACGGGGAAACUAUGGUUUGGCUACGUCUGCGGUCUUGCCGCCCUCGGUGCCAUCAGCUUGAACUUCGUCUUCAGCAUGAUGUCUCCACCACUUUCCCAGGACGAGAUGAAUGCCGCACAGAGCUCCCACAGCAACUACCAUGGCUCAUCAAAUCUCUCGUCAACAUUGACGCUCGGCCGAUCAAGCUCUGUCCUGGGUUACUGUUUGCUUCCGCUAGUGUUUGCCAGCUUUGCGGRUGUUGUCUUGCCCUUGGACUCAUUUGUCGGAUACUGCCUGGUUAGCUUGGCUAUUGCAUGGUGCACCUACUCCAGCUCUGCCAUGUUCUGCGUUGUCGGGAGGAUGACCAACAUGCGUGGUCUGGUUGCAUACCCGCUUGCACUGUUCUAUUUCGGGUUUGGCAUCAUGGCGGUCUUCUCGAGCCGCGGGACUGGCAGAAUCGAUGCUAUGACUGCGAAGGCUGCUGCGGCGGCUGCUGCGGCCGCAGCAUGA